Molecule: messenger RNA, 359 nt
Organism: Dibothriocephalus latus
Lineage: Eukaryota; Metazoa; Platyhelminthes; Cestoda; Diphyllobothriidea; Diphyllobothriidae
Source: the annotation of a GenBank genome assembly
UCGAUAUAUGGUCUGUCGCAUGCAUAAUGGUGGAACUAAAGACACGGAAACCGCUGUUUUGCGGCCUCAACCAAAUUGAUCAGGUGAAGAAGAUCAUGACCGUCGUGGGUAAACCCGACAAUGAACUGAUGCUAAAAAUCAACAGCAGCAGUGUAAUGCUGGAUCUCCUAGGAAAAAUUCUGACUUUGGACCCUGACCGAAGACUCACGGCCACUCAGGCGUUGGCACAUCCCUACUUUGCAACCUACCAUGACGAAUCUGAUGAACCAGUGGCCGAACCCUUCACGGACGAACUUAUAAACAAGGAUAAUCUCACUGUUACGGAAUGGAAAAGUGAGUUAUCGUUUUCUUUUUCGUGA